Messenger RNA from Epithele typhae, 3036 nucleotides. Its product is annotated as phosphatidylethanolamine N-methyltransferase. Lineage: Eukaryota; Fungi; Basidiomycota; Agaricomycetes; Polyporales; Epitheliaceae. The coding region runs from base 1 to 3036 and encodes 1011 amino acids. The transcript has 13 exons. Gene Ontology annotation, biological process: phosphatidylcholine biosynthetic process. The record is from RefSeq and is a predicted model, not a curated record. Gene Ontology annotation, molecular function: phosphatidylethanolamine N-methyltransferase activity.
AUGUCUUCAGCCACGUCUGCGUCCCUCGCGGACGCCCCGUCCGCCCUCCGACAACGGCGCAGUGAGCACAAGACCCCUCCCAGCACCGUUACGGUUCCCGCAGACAGCAAGGACGAUAUGGCGAAACACGACGAGGUCGUCUGGGGGAAAACGCCAGGUGGCGAAGUCUUCCGCGUCCCGACGACCCACGACGUCCUGACGCUCUUCCAUCCCGGGUACCCGAAGUCACACAUCGACCUCUUCAACCUCGCCCUGCUCGGCACGCAGAUCUUCCUGUUCUACACGCUAUCGCGAUCCGCAUCCCGCAUCUUCUUCCUCUUCUACUUUGCGUUCUGGCGCGCCGCGUACGAUGUCGGCCUCGGAUGGGUCCUCACGAAGCAGAGCAAGCGCAAGUGGAUCGUCCGCGAGGUCCAACGCCUCGGCUGGCUUGAUGGGGAACGCCUCCCCGAGGUCCGGCGGUGGAUCAAGAACCAGCUCGCAGGCAAGAUGGGCGGAGACUACUCGUUCGAUGAAUUGCCUUUAGAGUACAACACAUGGCUGCUCUUCCGCCAGCUCGUGGACAUCAUCCUCCUUAAUGAUUUCCUGGCCUACUGUAUGUUUGCCUUCUCGUGCUUCCGGGUUCCGGAAGGCCUGUCAGGCACGCUUCACAUCAUGAGGUGGAUCGGGGGCUUUGCGCUCAUCGCGUUCAACCUCUGGGUCAAGACUGAGGCGCACGACGUCGUCAAGGACUACGGCUGGUACUGGGGUGACGUCUUCUUCCAGCGCGGUGCGCUCGUCUUCGACGGCGUGUUUGAGCUGGCCCCACAUCCCAUGUACUCUGUUGGAUAUGCCGGCUACUAUGGACUUUCCCUCAUCGUCGGAAGCUACGCUCUCCUCUUUGUCAGCCUUGCCGCUCAUGCCGCUCAGUUCGGCUUCCUGGUCUUCUUCGAAAACCCGCACAUUGAGCGCACCUACGGCCAGCGCAAACCACUUGCGGCCAGGUCCCCCGUCUUACCUCGCGGAGGCCGCAUUUCAUCCUCGGACGGUUCCGAAACGGCACACAGCAGGCACGCAUCCACCUCCUCCCUUGCAUCUACAACGACGACCCCGGCGGCCACGGAGGGCGAGACGGCCACGGAGUCUGAUGCGCUUGCGACAGAGACGGACGCUGAGACGGAGCUUGAUCUCGAUGAGCAGCCCGCACCGCGUCAGCACAAGCGCACGAGCCCCCGUUCGCAACUGGUCACGCUCCCAUCCGAGGAUAGGCACUCGCAGAAGGGUCGCAAAGCGGUGUCCCAGCACGACCUUUUCCACCAGUACUUCCACAAGGACACGCUUUUGCUGCGCAAUCUUGAUCCUCUCCGCGCAUCGGACUUCUCACUCAUCGUUGUGCUUGGUUAUGCGGUAGCACUGACUAUGCUCCCGACGGAGUCGCUGACGGUGCACUUCGUGCACACGCUCUUUUGGUGCGCGUUCCACUGCGUCGGACUCGGGCUCGUCCUCCGCGCGCAGUCACAAAACAAGUUCCUCGUCCGGCACUACCUCAAGCACUACCAUUACCCCCAGAACGACCAUGGACAGGCAGCAGUCCAUGAAGUUUUCCAAAACUGGAAGCAGGUGUACAACACGAGCAUGUGCUUGAUGUAUGUUUCUGUCGCGUGCCUCGCGUGGAAGACAUACACGCUCCCGCAACAGUGGACCGUUGGUGACGAGCUUCUCCGCCACACCCUCGGCGCUCUCAUGAUCGGACUCCAUGUCUGGUCGAGCCUGGAGUCCUACGAGGUCCUUGGCUACUUCGGUUGGUUCUUUGGAGACUUCUUCAUCGAAGACUUCCCUUCGCAUCUCGAGUACACUGGCAUCUACCGCUACCUCAACAACCCUGAGCUCAUCAGCGGCGCGACCUUCUUUGGGCUCGCGUUGAUCACUGGUAGCAAGCUCAUUUUUGCCAACGCCGUUCUCCGUCAUCUGUUCCAGUGGUGGUUCCUCGCCAAGGUCGAGAACCCACAUAUGCGCAAACUCUAUGGCGACUCCAUCCGUAGCGAUGCCGGUUUCGUCAAGGUCCUCAAGAAGGUUGCCGAGAAGAACGUCAAGGUCCUCGAGUCCCGUGCUGGCAAGCAUGCCCCUGAGAUCCGCCGUGUCGCUCGUGAGGUCAAGGGAACCUUCGACAAGGUCUACGAGGAAACUGCCGAAGCCGUGGAGGACUUCCUUGCGAAAUCUCGUCCCAAGAUCUCUGGGGUCAUGCAAGACACCAAGGUCCUCCUCCAGCAGUCCCGCGAGCGCCUCAUCAUCCGCCGCGUCGCCCACGACCUCUCCUCCUACGACGCGAACAAGUACAACAUCUCGAUUGUCCCCUCCGCCGCGGGCUCCCUCCGCUUCCACCUCGGCGAGCCGAUCCGCGUUCGCUGGCGCGCACCCCUCCACCACUCGCGCAAGGAUUGGGUAGGGCUCUACCGCGUCGGCGCGAACCCGUCCGCACUUGUCACCCGCACGUCCUCGCUCGGAAUGUGGGUGCCCGUGCACGACGACGAGUGGGACGGAGACAUCCCGCGCGAGCUCCACCGCCCCGCAUGCACCGCGUCCGGCGACGAGGCCGCAGAGGAGGGCGAGAUCGUCUUCCGCGCAGGCGUCCUCCCCUGGAAGACGGGCCGGUACGAAGUCCGGUACCACCACGACGGCAAGUACAACGUCAUGGGCGUCGACGGCCCGCUCGAAGUCGUCGUGGACAAGCCCACAGAGCUCACCUUUGACGGCGUCCGCCAGAGCCUGAUGCACAUUGUGCCCCUCUGCCUCGAUAACGACCCCUCGCUCGUCCCGCAGUCCUGCAAGCCUCUCGUAAGAGCGGAAGGAGCGGCAGCGGUCGAGGCGGAUGCGGAUGCGGAGGACGGCCGGGACUCGGACGAUUUCCGGUUCUGGAGCGAGCGGCAGGCGAAGCGGAUCUCGCUCGCGAUCGAGCAGGCGUUUGACGUCGAGCUCACGCCCGAUGUCGUCCUCGCGGACGCGAACAUCAGCGCGCUUGCGAACCGGGUGCUCGUCGCGAAGGAGCUGCUCACCGAGUGA